AGCUUAGUUGAGGAUCCCGUGGCUGCUUUAGCAAAUGCCCGCCACGAGUUUGGCGAGCACGGCGGAGUCAACAUGUCAAUUGAGGCAUCGGCCACCUUUACGGUGAUGGAGCCUUCGACCAUGCGAAGGAUGUUCGCCGGAGAGCUAAGCCACGAUCGUGAUUUCUUUAUCUAUAGUCGUCAUUUCAAUCCCACGGUCCUCAAUCUCAGCCGAAAGUUGGCCGCGAUAGAGGGGACCGAAGCUGCAUAUUGCACGGCUUCUGGCAUGUCGGCAAUCUCAUCAGUGUUGCUCCAACUUUGUAGCAAUAAUGGACACGUGGUGGCUUCUCAUUCGCUCUACGGAGGGACCCACGCUCUCUUGACACACUUUCUUCCUCGUACGAGCAACAUUACAACAACGUUUGUUGAUUUGAGAGAUUUAGUGGCUGUAAAGGAGGCUAUAGUGGAAGGGAAAACGAAUGUACUCUAUUUUGAGGCGGUUUCGAACCCUACUUUGACAGUGGCUAAUGUGCCGGAGUUGUGCAGGAUUGCACACGAUAAGGGGGCGACGGUGGUGGUGGAUAACACUUUUGCGCCGAUGGUAUUGUCGCCAGCGAGGAUGGGAGCUGAUGUUGUGAUCCAUAGCAUCUCAAAGUUUGUGAGCGGUGGUGCCGAUAUCAUUGCAGGAGCUGUGUGUGGGUCUGCAAGCCUUAUAAACUCAAUGAUGGACCUCCACGACGGGUCAUUGCUACUAUUAGGCCCAACUAUGAAUGCGAAGGUAGCUUUCGAACUAUCCGAACGGAUUCCUCAUUUGGGCCUUAGAAUGAAGGAGCAUAGCAACCGGGCCAUUGUCUACGCCACUCGAAUGAAGAAGCUAGGCAUGAAAGUCAUCUACCCCGGGCUCGAAGAUCAUCCAGAUAACAUGCUCCUAAAAUCUAUUGCCAAUAAGGAAUAUGGGUACGGGGGAAUGUUAUGUGUGGACAUGGAAUCAGAGGAACGGGCUAACAAACUUAUGGACAUCCUCCAAAAUGUCACUCGGUUUGGGUUGAUGGCCGUGAGCUUAGGUUACCAUGAGACCUUAAUGUCGUGCUCGGGGAGUAGCACGAGUAGUGAGUUGAAUGAAGAGGAAAAGGGUUUGGCAGGGAUAUCGCCUGGGCUGGUAAGAAUGUCAAUUGGAUAUAGUGGGACACUCGAACAGAAGUGGAGCCAAUUUGAAAAAGCAUUUUCGAUAAUGUGGUUAGGUCAUGAUUCCAAAUAA
Impatiens glandulifera is the source of this 1236-nucleotide messenger RNA. Its product is annotated as methionine gamma-lyase. Gene Ontology annotation, cellular component: cytoplasm. The record is from RefSeq and is a predicted model, not a curated record. Gene Ontology annotation, biological process: transsulfuration. The transcript is spliced from 3 exons. The annotation marks the transcript as partial. Gene Ontology annotation, molecular function: carbon-sulfur lyase activity; pyridoxal phosphate binding. NCBI's taxonomy places the organism in Eukaryota, Viridiplantae, Streptophyta, Magnoliopsida, Ericales, Balsaminaceae.